This is a messenger RNA of Python bivittatus (Burmese python), 866 nucleotides long. The record is from RefSeq and is a predicted model, not a curated record. Lineage: Eukaryota; Metazoa; Chordata; Lepidosauria; Squamata; Pythonidae.
GGGGAGUUGUGGCUCCAUCCGUAAAAAUCAGGUUGUCAGCCGUGAAACCAACACGGAGCAAACCUUGACCGGCAGGACUUUUCUCCCUGAACUUGCUGGCGCUUGGGAAAGGGAUAGUCCGAGUCACAAGCAUAGCCUUGGAGUUAACGAGAUAGUUAAUCGUGCCUCUGGCCAUGUACAGAGUGUUCCUCUCGGGGCCAGGGCGGUCAGUUUCCAGAUGACUGGGCCAGGGCAAGGAUUUCCUGGGCGUAAGGUUGACCAAGGUGUGACAAAGCAAACACAACACUGCUAUAAGGAUGGUGCGGAUUUUGGCCAAUGGAGAUAUUGUACAAGAUGAUGACCCUCGAGUACAACAGACUACUCAGAGUAGGGAGAACUCAUCUCGCCUCGUGAGGAAUGGUGGCUUUUUCAACGCAAUGCCAGGCACGGGCCCUAACCCACCACGGCACUACCAGCAGCAGCAACAGCGCCAGGGUGUGAGGCCUGGGGAGCGUUCACCAUUUUCAGACAUCAAUCAGCAGCUGGUGAACAUGGGUUUCCCCACUUGGCACCUUGGCAACCAAGUGGUGGAGCCAGUGAUGUCCAUCUUGCUGCUCUUCCUGCUUAUGAUGGUGGGCGUGCGUGGCCUGCUUUUGGUGGGCCUCAUUUAUGUCGUGUCCCACUUAAGCCAGCGAUGACAUGGACUCCUGCACAGACUACCUGCUGCCUGAGGGAUUCAGAGCCAAAUAUUUUUGUCCAAUGUAUGAAUGUGGAUUAGAAAGAGUAUGUAUGUCUAUAUAUGUGUGUGUUUAAAACAAAUUCUCCUUGCUCAAGAACUUUUGUAAACAGUGUUUCUAAGAGACAGAAUUAAGCAGUUUGGAGUAUGA